Lathyrus sativus (Indian pea) is the source of this 1041-nucleotide messenger RNA. Lineage: Eukaryota; Viridiplantae; Streptophyta; Magnoliopsida; Fabales; Fabaceae. The record is from the annotation of a GenBank genome assembly.
AUGGAAGAGUUAUGGGAAAAUUUUCAUCUUCAUAUGGAAUUGGAUUGCGGUGAUGAUUACUUCAUAGACAACGUUAUUAACAUUGACGAUGGUGAUGACUUUCUUAGAGAGAUUAUGUUAGAAACACCACAAAGUGAUGAAAAUGAUUCUGGUAAUUGCGGUUUUGAGGUUGUUAAUAACAUGAUAAAAAGUGACUGUUCAAAUUCUGUAGUAUCUGAACAACAACAAGAACCAGGACAGUCAAAACAUGUUGGUGGUCGAUGUUGUUUACCAAAGACGUUCAUUCUGUCGUUUGAUAACUCAACUGUGAUACCUGCUACUACAUCUCAACCUUGUGUCAAUUCGGAAGCUAAACGUGAUUCGAAGAAUAAACGGAGCCGGAGCCAUGAAAGUAAUGAAAAGAUGAAAAGAAAUGAAGAAAAAGUAGUGAAAAAAGGUAGAAACAGUUUUCAGUGUGCUGAUCAUAUAAUCGCAGAGAGAAAACGGAGACAGGAAUUGACGGAGAGAUUCAUCGCGCUUUCGGCCACCAUUCCCGGAUUGAGCAAGACGGAUAAAGCUUCUAUACUUCGAGCAGCAAUUGAUUAUGUGAAACAGCUUCAAGAACGUGUUCAUGAGCUAGAAAAACAAGACAAAAACGUUGGUGUCACAUCAAUGAUGGUCCUCAACAAACCUAAUCUACGUGGAAUUAUUAACAAUAAUGAAGGAGACAAAAAUUCUGGUGAAACGAGUAGUGAUGAUGAUGAUGAUUGUAACAAAAAUAUCCUCCCAGAGAUUGAAGCAAGAGUUAUGGGAAAGGAAGUGCUUAUUGAAAUUCAUUGUGAGAAACAAAUCGGAAUUGAGCUUAAAGUACUAAAACACAUUGAAAAUCUUGAGCUUUUUGUUACUGGCAGCAGUGUCUUGCCAUUUGGGAAAUCAAAUAUUUCCGUUACUAUUAUUGCUCAGAUGGGCGAAGGAUACAAAGUGAGAGUGGAUGAUCUUGUGAAAAGCCUUAGGCGAGUGAUUUUGAAAUAUGAAAUAGGAUGUGAAAGUGAUCUGUUCUAG